Molecule: messenger RNA, 1791 nt
Organism: Mustela lutreola (European mink)
Lineage: Eukaryota; Metazoa; Chordata; Mammalia; Carnivora; Mustelidae
Gene: KHK
Product: ketohexokinase
Exons: 9
Coding region: 503-1549 (348 amino acids)
Biological process (GO): fructose metabolic process
Molecular function (GO): ketohexokinase activity
Source: RefSeq, a predicted model, not a curated record
CUGAAAGGGUCCGGCCGCGGCUGCGAGGCCCGGCUCAGGUCUGUGGGUCUAGGGCCUGGAGUGCGAGGCACCCGUGCAGGAGAGGGAGGGGCAGGGGGGUGCCUUAGUACUGCCCUUUUUUUGCAUUCAGGAGAUGGCCUAGCUGCGCUUUAGAGAGGUUUGCAUUAGCUCCGAGCCUGUCUGACAAGUGAGGACACUGAGGCCGAGAAGUGGGAGGCUUUGCCAUCUGCUGGGCCACGCCACCUGCUAAGGGGAAGCUGGGGACCAAGACCUCGGGGUCUGCGCUCCCAGGCCCGCUUGAAUCCGUGGGCGUGAGGAGCAAGGGCCCUGCUCCUUUCUUUCCCUGCGGGAGGCUGCAGCAGGCUCCCUGGGGGAGGAGCUCGGGACGCAGAGGAGGAGCCAAGGCAACCCCAGGAGCUGGGACGCAAUCCUCUGGGAUAAGAGGCAGAGCCCAGGAGGAACCCCGUCAGCCAGGCGGGCAGAAAGCUCCGGGCGCAGCCUCAUGGAAGACAAGCAGAUCCUGUGCGUGGGGCUGGUGGUGCUGGACGUCAUCAAUGUAGUGGACAAGUACCCGGAGGAGGACACGGACAGCAGGUGCUUGUUUUGCAGGUGCUUGUCCCAAAGAUGGCAGCGCGGAGGGAAUGCAUCCAAUUCCUGCACUGUCCUGUCCCUCCUCGGAGCCCCCUGUGCCUUCAUGGGCUCGCUGGCCCCGGGCCACGUUGCUGAUUUUGUCCUGGAUGACCUCCGCCGCUAUUCUGUGGACCUCCGCUACACAGUCUCUCAGACCACGGGCUCUGUCCCCAUCUCCACGGUCAUCAUCAGCGAGGCCACUGGUAGCCGCACCAUCCUGCAUGCCUACAGCUUCCUGGUGGCUGACUUCAGGCAGCGGGGCGUGGAUGUGUCCCAGGUGGCCUGGCAGAGCAGAGGGGAAACCCCGUGCUCUUGCUGCAUCGUCAACAACUCCAAUGGCUCCCGCACCAUUGUGCUCUACGACACGAACCUGCCAGAUGUGUCUGCUACAGACUUUGAAAAGGUUGACCUGACCCGGUUCAAGUGGAUCCACAUUGAGGGCCGGAACGCGUCGGAGCAGGUGAAGAUGCUGCGGCGGAUAGAACAGCACAACGCCUCGCAGCCUCCGGCCCAGAAGAUCCGCGUGUCUGUGGAGGUGGAGAAGCCCCGGGAGGAGCUGUUCCAACUGUUUGGCUAUGGAGAUGUGGUGUUUGUCAGCAAAGAUGUGGCCAAGCACCUGGGGUUCCGGUCAGCGGGGGAGGCCCUGAGGGGCUUGUACAGGCGUGUGAGGAAAGGGGCGGUGCUUGUCUGCGCCUGGGCUGAGGAGGGCGCCGAUGCCCUGGGCCCCGAUGGACGGCUGCUGCACUCCGACGCCUUCCCUCCGCCCCGGGUGGUGGAUACUCUGGGGGCCGGAGACACCUUCAACGCCUCAGUCAUUUUCAGCCUGUCCCAGGGGCACAGUAUGCAGGAGGCGCUGCGGUUCGGCUGCCAGGUGGCCGGCAAGAAGUGUGGCCUGCAGGGCUUUGACGGCAUCGUGUGACCGCCCUGGGGCGGGGGGCCCUGGCUCAGAGCACCCCCUUCUUGGAGGCUGGCGCCUUCCCAGCCACCACUGCCUUCUACCCCGCUCCAGGCAGCCCGGCAUCUGCGCAGCACGCCCCCUGGGCAGAUGCAGGCUUGGGGGGCGGGGCAGGGUGGGGGGACGGGGCGUGCUCUGCCUGUGUCCUCGUGUCUCUGCUGAGCCACAGAGCAAAUAAACCUCCCACCCCAGGGCCCACUUCCUUC